CGCGGACUCGGGUUGUCCUGGGUGUGAGUGAUCGCUGGUCGCUUCCUGCGCCCUCCGGCCUUCGCCACUGGGGUCCCCGCGUCUCCCGGCCUCCAGUCGGGAAAGCGCGGGGGCUUUUUGCGGGGUCCUGAGCGCCUGGCGUGGGAGGUGGUCGAGCACAGCCGCCCUCUCCCUUGGUGGCGCGAGGCGGGCUUCGUUUGGCGGAGUCUCGCACGCAGCUCCCCGCAGACCCCGCUAGUGGCAGCUGCAUCACCCGCGGGCCCCGGUGUCAGGGGCUUGAAUAAGGCGAGCUCCAGCUGCGGCCUUUUCUCCAGGCCUGGGCCUACUCCCGGGGCCCUGACUCGCCCUCCUGCGAAACCGCCUUCUUCUAGAGCGCUCGCUCUGUUUACUGGCCUGGAAGGCCUAGGAUAAGUGACAGUGGAGGAAAGAACGGUGCCUUGGGUGGGGUAGGCUGUUUGUCUUCUCUAAAUUCUGGUUGUUAUUCCGGGCUUUCCUACUGUCAGGAGCCAGGCGGAGGAUCCUCCUCUGGUGGUCACUGCUGCUUGGGUCAGCCACCCUAUGCCGGUGACCUGGGGUUUCCACCCACAAACCACUUUCUGGGUUACAAGCUGCCGUACGAAGACUCUUUUUCCCUUCCGACCUCCUGGGGGAAUGCUUGGGCAGGUAGAGGGUCUGGGAUCAUUGGCUUAAUUGAGGUGAUGACAUCCCUGUGCCUGGUUCCAUCCUGGCGACAGGUCUCUCGGCCAGAACAAGUGGAUGCCCACCCACCACUGAGCCUCAUGGGAUUCCUGGGGUGCUGGUGUAUGUCCUUUCAGGAGGUGGUAACAUUUGGCGAUGUGGCUGUGCACUUCUCUCGGGAGGAGUGGCAGUGUCUGGACCCUGGCCAGAGGGCCCUCUACAGGGAAGUGAUGCUGGAGAACCACAGCAGUGUGGCUGGACUAGUUGGGGGAACCCUGAAGGAAGCUUCCAACCAGAGGCCUUGGCUGGCCCAUGGAUCACCUGCUCAUCUCUGUACUGACCGGCACAAAGAGGCAGGAUUCCUAGUUUUCAAGCCUGAGCUGAUCUCCCGGCUGGAGCAGGGAGAGGAGCCAUGGGUCCUUGACCUGCAGGGAGCAGAGGGGACAGAGGCACCAAGGACCUCCAAGACAGAUUCUACGAUUAGGACUGAAAAUGAGCAGUCCUGUGAGGACAUGGACAUCCUAAAAUCGGAAUCCUAUGGGACAGUCAUCAGAAUCUCCCCACAGGACUUUCCUCAGAAUCCUGGCUUUGGAGACGUUUCUGAUUCUGAGGUCUGGUUAGACAGUCAUUUGGGCAGUCCUGGGCUGAGAGAGAUAGGCUCUACCUUCCAGAAUAACUGUUUCAAUGAGGAGACUGUGGUUCCCAAGACCUUCAUCAAGGACGCUGCCCAGGGAUGUAAGGAGCUGGGAAGCAGCAUCCUGGAUUGUCAGCCUCUUGAAAGUCAGAGAGAGAGUGCAGAAGGGACGUCCCAGAGAUGCGAGGGGUGUGGCAAAGGCUUCAGAGCCACUUCAGACAUUGCUCUGCACUGGGAAAUUAAUACACAGAAAAUUAGCAGAUGUCAAGAAUGCCAAAAAAAGUUAUCUGACUGCUUGCAGGGGAAACAUCCAAAUAACUGUCAUGGAGAGAAGCCGUACAAAUGUGCAGAGUGUGGGAAAGUCUUCAGGCUCUGCUCGCAGCUUAAUCAGCAUCAGAGAAUCCACACAGGAGAGAAACCCUUUAAAUGCACUGAGUGUGGAAAAGCCUUCCGCCUGAGCUCAAAACUUAUUCAGCAUCAAAGAAUUCACACUGGGGAGAAGCCCUACAGAUGUGAGGAAUGUGGAAAAGCCUUUGGUCAGAGCUCAAGCCUCAUCCAUCAUCAGAGAAUCCACACAGGAGAGAGGCCCUAUGGUUGUCGUGAAUGUGGGAAAGCCUUCAGUCAGCAGUCGCAGCUGGUCAGACACCAGAGAACUCACACUGGGGAGAGGCCCUACCCUUGCAAGGAGUGUGGGAAGGCCUUCAGCCAGAGCUCCACCCUAGCCCAGCAUCAAAGGAUGCACACUGGGGAGAAGGCUCAAAUUCUAAGAGCCUCAGACAGUCCAAGCCUUGCUGCACAUCAGAGAAUUCACGCUGUAGAGAAACCAUUUAAGUGUGAUGAGUGUGGGAAAGCUUUUAGGUGGAUCUCUCGCCUGAGUCAGCAUCAGCUGAUUCACACUGGAGAGAAGCCUUAUAAAUGCAACAAGUGUACGAAAGCCUUUGGUUGUAGUUCACGACUUAUUCGCCAUCAGAGAACUCACACUGGAGAAAAACCAUUUAAAUGUGAUGAGUGUGGCAAAGGCUUUGUUCAGGGCUCACACCUUAUUCAGCAUCAGCGAAUCCACACUGGAGAGAAACCCUAUGUGUGUAAUGACUGUGGAAAAGCCUUCAGUCAGAGUUCCAGCCUUAUUUACCAUCAGAGAAUCCAUAAAGGAGAGAAGCCCUAUGAAUGCCUCCAGUGCGGAAAAGCCUUCAGCAUGAGCACACAGCUUACAAUACAUCAAAGGGUUCACACUGGAGAGAGGCCCUAUAAAUGUAACGAGUGUGGGAAAGCCUUCAGUCAAAACUCAACCCUUUUCCAGCACCAGAUAAUUCAUGCAGGAGUGAAGCCCUAUGAGUGCAGUGAAUGUGGAAAAGCCUUCAGCCGGAGCUCGUAUCUUAUUGAACACCAGAGAAUACAUACUAGGGCCCAGUGGUUUUACGAGUAUGGGAAUGCCCUGGAAGGGUCCACCUUUGUGAGCCGUAAAAAGGUAAAUACUAUAAAGAAACUGCAUCAGUGUGAAGACUGUGAGAAAAUAUUUAGGUGGCGUUCACACCUAAUUAUACACCAGAGAAUUCACACUGGGGAGAAGCCUUAUAAAUGCAAUGACUGUGGCAAAGCUUUUAAUCGGAGCUCACGGCUUACCCAGCAUCAAAAAAUUCACAUGGGAUAAACCACUUACGUAUAAAUGUGUAUAUAUGUGAAUAAACCUACAGCCUUAACUUACUUAUUUUAUAUGGGAUCAUUUAUACUGACAAACAUGUAGAAUGUUGGUAAAGAUUCAGAAUUACUCUCAAAAAAAUCCAACAUAAGGCCGGGCGUGGUGGUUCACGCCUGUCAUCCCAGCACUUUGGGAGGCCGAGGUGGGUGGAUCACGAGGUCAGGAGAUCAAGACCAUCCUGGCUAACACAGUGAAACCCCGUCUCUACUAAAAUUUAGCUGGGUGUGGUGGCGGGCACCUGUGUUCCCAGCUACUCGGGAGGCUGAGGCAGGAGAAUGGCAUCAACCCUGGAGGCAGAGCUUGCAGUGAGCUGAGAUCGUGCCACUGCGCUUCAGCCUAGGCAACAGAGCGAGACUCCGUCUCAAAAAAAAAA
Messenger RNA from Rhinopithecus roxellana (golden snub-nosed monkey), 3384 nucleotides. RefSeq names its product zinc finger protein 7. The transcript is spliced from 6 exons. NCBI's taxonomy places the organism in Eukaryota, Metazoa, Chordata, Mammalia, Primates, Cercopithecidae. Gene Ontology annotation, molecular function: RNA polymerase II cis-regulatory region sequence-specific DNA binding; DNA-binding transcription factor activity, RNA polymerase II-specific. The record is from RefSeq and is a predicted model, not a curated record. Gene Ontology annotation, biological process: regulation of transcription by RNA polymerase II. Bases 699 to 2963 code for a protein of 754 amino acids.